AUGGCCAUGGCAAUCAUAUUGGUACAGGGACAGGGACAAAUCACUGAAAGCCUAGGAACGGCAAAGAGUCCAUUUAUAUGGCAGAUACCGCGUCGAUUUUCAUCAGGUCGAAGUGAUUUCAUUUGCAAGCCAUUGGCGGUGUCGUCUCCAAGUGCAACGCCAUUGAUCCCUGCUGAAAAUGAUGCUCUGUAUACUUAUAUUCGUCAACCUGUGAUAGUUACUCCGGAAGUCGACGACGGCACGAAGCACAGAGAACUGCUCGAAAAAACUCGACGAGAACUGCAAAGAAGAACAAAACCAGUUGAGACGCUAAAACUAAUAGACAAUCUUCAACAACUAGGAAUUGCGUAUUAUUUUGAGGACGAUAUCAAUGCAUUACUGGAUCGAUUAUCUGAUGGUUUGCCCAAUGAAGAUCUCUUCACAACAGCCUUAUGUUUCCGCUUGCUCCGUGACAACGGCUACAAAACCGGUUCAGAUGUCUUUCUUAAAUUCAUGGAAAAGAACAUGAAAUUCAAAGAACAUUUGGCUCAAGACACCAUAGGCUUAUUGAGCUUAUACGAAGCAUCGUACAUGGGAGCAAACGGCGAAGAAAUAUUGUCAGAGGCCAAGGAAUUUUCCGAAAUUCACCUUAGACAGUCGAUGCCUUGGUUGGCGCCACAACUUCGUCGAAAAGUUGGUUCUGCCUUAGAGCUCCCGAGACACCUCAGGAUGGCUAGGUUAGAAGCUAGGCGUUACAUUGAAGAAUAUGCUACAGAAAGUGAACACGACCCUGCCCUUUUGGAACUGGCAAGAUUAGAUUAUAACAAAGUCCAGUUACAACACCAAAUGGAAUUGGCUGAAAUAACAAGAUGGGAUCUUGAUGAAUUGGAAAUCCUUCCACCGUACAUGAGAAUAUGUUACAUGGCAUUAUACAAUACUACCAAUGAAAUCUGCUACAAAAUCCUCAAGGAGUAUGGAUUUUGUGUCCUUCCCUACCUUAAAUCCACGGUAAAACCCGCACUAGGAUACAAUUGA
Messenger RNA from Fraxinus pennsylvanica, 1014 nucleotides. NCBI's taxonomy places the organism in Eukaryota, Viridiplantae, Streptophyta, Magnoliopsida, Lamiales, Oleaceae. The record is from the annotation of a GenBank genome assembly.